Molecule: messenger RNA, 1194 nt
Organism: Liolophura sinensis
Lineage: Eukaryota; Metazoa; Mollusca; Polyplacophora; Chitonida; Chitonidae
Product: nodal homolog
Exons: 2
Coding region: 1-1194 (397 amino acids)
Cellular component (GO): extracellular region
Molecular function (GO): cytokine activity; growth factor activity
Source: RefSeq, a predicted model, not a curated record
AUGGCAGCACUCUUUGUCAGUGGGGCUUUCUGCGGAGGCCAAACCAUGGCACGAAGUCCUAAUUCGAAGAACCUCUGGUAUUUGUUAAAUUUUUUUGAAGAUAAAACUUUGGAUCUGUACACAGAACACGGCGCGCUACAGGGGUCUGAUGUUAUUCUGAGACGAGAGACGGAUGGCUACCGGUCCAUAGACUACACCAAAUCUACAUCUCGGUUUAUGUUAGAGUUGUUCUCAAAGCUCCACAGGGGAGAGUCUUUGCCCAAAGCUAGUGGGCACAACCAGGGACCUCUAGACAUUCUGAGCACAGACACCGUCCGCUGUUUCUCCGCCAUAGCGGUUUACAGUGGAACUUCACAAAAGACUACUUUUGAUUUCCGAGUACCGCGACUUUCUCCUAAUGAGCAACUGGAGUUGGCAGAAUUCAGAAUUCCAAUCCGGAACAAAAAGAGACACUCAAAAAAGUUGAAGCUUCAUAUCAAGCGAGGCUCAUCUCAUCUCGGCACCUUUAGUAUUCGUGUCAAGCCAUUUUCUGAUGGAGAUAACAAGUAUCUGGUCUAUGACAUUACCAGCUCUCUCCGAACCUUGGUCAAUGGUUACCAUGGCAACAUGACUGUUAGUAUAAACGUACGUGAUCUGUCUAACGGAAAUCACAAAGUUGAUGUGAAGACAGGGGCGGGAGCUGUUGGGGAGUCGAAAGAUGUCUUGUUAGUAUUUUACUCUGAGAACAGAGGGUUUCUGGGGGCCAUGUACAGCAGCUAUACUGAGCAAGGUCCAAGUGACAGAGACAAACGACGCCAACAUAGGACAUUCCGUGACGUCACCAGGCGACGACGGAGAAAAAAUAAAAACAAAUGGUCUGCAAAGAAAUCAAGAAAAUCUGGAAACUUGUGUCAAAAGUUCGACUUUUACGUGGAUUUUAACAAAAUUGGUUGGGGUAGAUGGAUCGUAUUUCCCAAGAGGUUUAAUGCUUUCUUGUGUCAUGGAAAUUGUCCAUCACCGAUAGCCAGUGAGCUGUUACCUACCAAUCAUGCCAUGAUGCAAAGUCUGAUGCGGCAGAAGAGGCCAAAUGCGGCACCCAUGCCUUGUUGUGUGCCCAGCAAACUGAAACCUCUCAGUAUGCUGUAUUAUGAGUACGACGAGAUUCUCCUCAGGCAUCACGAGAACAUGAUUGCCGAAGAAUGUGGCUGUAGAUAG